UAUACGCCGACAGACGGCAAACAUUAUCGCUCAGUUUGUGCCGGCCACUCGACGGGUUAACUGCCUAUAUACAACAUAAAUUCAUAAAUUUUAUAUUAUAACUCCGUCGGCAACACCACACCAUCCGAUAUAAUAUCACCAUGACUUACUACACGACAAGGUGCACUCCCACGGUCCGCCCGGCAGCCGAUUUCGACGCCGAAGCCGACGCCACCGUACUUAGGACAGCCAUGAAAGGAUUCGGUACGGACGAGCAGGCCAUCAUCGACGUGCUGGCAAGACGGUCCAACACUCAGAGACAGGAGAUCAAAGAAUCUUUCAAGACACUCUACGGAAAGGAUUUAAUCGACGAUCUGAAGAGCGAACUCGGUGGGAACUUUGAGAACGCCAUUGUCGCUCUGAUGACUCCACUUCCGGAGUUCUACGCCAAGGAGUUGAAAGACGCCAUCAGUGGCGUGGGCACCGACGAAGAGGCCAUUGCCGAAAUUUUGGGCACUCUCAGCAACUUCGGAGUCCGAACCAUUUCCUCUGUCUACGAAAAACAAUACGGAAACUCGUUGGAAGACGAUUUGAAAUCCGACACUUCGGGAUCUUUCCAGAGGUUGUUGGUGUCUUUGUGCUGCGCCAAUCGCGAUGAAGACGUGGAAGUCGAUCGCAGCGCCGCGGUCGCGGACGCCCAGGCUCUAAUUGACGCAGGUGAAGCUCAAUGGGGCACGGACGAGUCGACUUUCAAUUCGAUUUUGGCCACUCGCUCCUAUCCACAGCUGAGAGCCAUUUUCGAAGAGUACGAGAACCUCACUGGCAAUGACAUCGUAGAGACCAUCAAGAACGAAACUUCCGGCGCUCUGGAACACGGCUUUUUGACCAUCGUGAAAAGUGCCAAGAAGAAGAGCGACUACUACGCCGACCAGUUGGAAGCCUCGAUGGCGGGCUUCGGCACCAGCGACCGUCAGCUGAUCAGGAUCAUCGUAGGCAGAUCUGAAAUCGAUUUGGGAGACAUCAAACAGUCCUACGAGACCAUUUACGGUACUCCGUUGGCCGACAGAAUCGCCGGCGACACCUCUGGGGAUUACAAGCGUCUGUUAUUGGCUCUCGUGCUCUAAUAAAGCUUAGAAAUGCAUGAGGAAAGGCACUUCAGUUCUUGCUUUAUACCUGUACCGACUUUUAAUUUCAUAGCGAUUGUGGUUCAGAUUACAAAAAUUUGCUUAUCACACUUGUGUCGCAAUAAUGCUUUUAAAAAGGCUCUUUCAUUCCACCGCCAUUGUGGACGCGCACAGAUUACUCUACUGACUAUAGUACUACUACAACCAACAACUGCAACUACUACUAUACUACGUCCUGAAGUAGAUAUUUCACAAAAUGUGUCUUAAAUUAUUGUCAUUCAAUAUACAUACGUAAUGUAAUAGAUCAAUUUUUUUUUUAAAUUUAUUAAUAAAUGUCCAUUGUUAAAGUUUCGCAUACAGUUGUUAUUAAGAAUUCGAUUUCUUCACCGCAGAGAGAAAGAAUUUACUCACUCGUGGGAUACUAUAUAUUUCACUAUAAUAUUAAUAUGCUUUAUAUUUUAUAUAAACGUACUAACAUAAUUUAUGUACCGUUAUAUUGUUACGAGUGUAUUAUUAUUUAGAUAUAUUUUCCUGAUUAUUAUUAUUAUUAUAUUAUGAAUUAAAUUAAUAUUAUGUAACAUUAUCGCUAAAUAAAUUUUUUUGUUCUUGCGUUAACUAGAA
Messenger RNA from Metopolophium dirhodum (rose-grain aphid), 1724 nucleotides. Its product is annotated as annexin B9-like. Lineage: Eukaryota; Metazoa; Arthropoda; Insecta; Hemiptera; Aphididae. Bases 141 to 1103 code for a protein of 320 amino acids. Gene Ontology annotation, cellular component: cytoplasm. Gene Ontology annotation, molecular function: calcium-dependent phospholipid binding; calcium ion binding. The transcript is spliced from 10 exons. The record is from RefSeq and is a predicted model, not a curated record.